Molecule: messenger RNA, 1459 nt
Organism: Musa acuminata AAA Group (dessert banana)
Lineage: Eukaryota; Viridiplantae; Streptophyta; Magnoliopsida; Zingiberales; Musaceae
Product: RING-H2 finger protein ATL52-like
Exons: 1
Coding region: 237-1280 (347 amino acids)
Biological process (GO): protein ubiquitination
Molecular function (GO): transferase activity
Source: RefSeq, a predicted model, not a curated record
CCCCGCGCCAGCGUCACCUAAUUGUCGCACCCGCCGCACGAAACCGGCAAGGCCAGGCCGUCACAGGAUGCGUCCUUAUGGGGUGACGAGCCCCGCUCGGUUGACUUCCCCGACGCGAAACCGACGACCUCUGUUGCUUCGCCUCCCUCUCCGCCUCUCGCCGACGGCAGGCGAUUGGAGCGUCGUCGUCCUUCGCUUGUCCUCCGCCGCCCGAUCACACCUAGAUUCGCCUCCCGAUGGCUCCCUACCGUCGGAUCCUCUCCGGGGACGACCACCCGGCGCCUCCUCCGCUUUCUCGCGACGGACACUCGGGGCUCCCCUUCACCCACAUCAUACUGAUCGCGGCUGCCGUCUUCGCCGGCGUCCUUCUCUUCUUCACCUACUACGCUGUCCUCCGCCGACGGCGCCGCCCCUUCGGCGCCGCUACAGCGGGUGUGGGGCCGGAAUACGACGAUGCUGCGUCGCUUGACGACGGGGAGCCGUUCCACCAUGUGUGGUACAUCCGGACCGUCGGGCUCGACGAGUCCACCAUUGGUUCCAUCGCGGUGGCUGAGUUCAAGGCUGGCGAUGGCCUCCUCGACGGCGCCUCCGACUGCUCCGUCUGCCUCGGCGAGUUCCGCGACGGGGAGCUGGUCCGUUUGCUCCCCAAGUGCGGCCAUGCGUUCCACAUUUCCUGUAUCGAUACCUGGCUCCGGGAUCACGCUAAUUGCCCCCUUUGCCGGUCUCACAUCGUCGAUCCCGACGCCGAACCUGCGAUCCCAGCUGCUGCCCCAGCCCUUCCUACCGCUGCCGCCGGUGAGUCAGUGGACUUGGACUCUGGCUCCUUUGCUCCGGUGGAGACUUCCCAGAUGGGAAUCCAAGCACUGGAGGAGGAGGAGGACGGAGGAGGACCGGGGAGCGUAAUUGAAAUUGGGAUUCCGGUCAAUUCCCUGCAAGUGUUUGAUUCAUGGUCUGAAAGUUCUGUGUCGCGUGUGCAGAGUGAUCUGGUGGAAUGUGGAUUACAGCCGGUUUGGCGAUCGGUUUCCAUGGACACUCCAUCGAUGGAUGCUGUCAUCUUCCGAGUGAGGCCAGAAGAAGGUCCCAUUGAUGAGGAGGGGGAAGAUCUGAAUUUUGAGAAAGACAGCAUGCCCAAUAACAGAGGAAAGCAGGGGAAUUCCUCCAAUGGGGUUGAGGACCAAAAGGAUGAUUCCGGUAUAGGAAGAUCAUUAUCUAGCAGUGGGAGAGGGUUCUUCUUCUCAAGACAUGGACGAGUUAAUAGAAUCCACAGUAUGCCUCUAUAAGCGGGUAUUUUCUUUGUCUUGAGUUGGUAGCAUCUGAGAAUUUUGAAUAACUUACUGGUCCGAGGCAUGUCAGGAGCUGCUUGAUUCUAUUUAUGAAACUCAUGAAAGGGUUUCAGAAUGUUAACUUUCCUGGUGGACUCAAAUUGACAGUAAUGAAAAUAAGUGCAUCUUUGGUUUUA